This is a messenger RNA of Colius striatus (speckled mousebird), 2780 nucleotides long. It is a transcript of the gene CHKA, whose product is annotated as choline kinase alpha. The record is from RefSeq and is a predicted model, not a curated record. Gene Ontology annotation, biological process: CDP-choline pathway; phosphatidylethanolamine biosynthetic process. Gene Ontology annotation, cellular component: cytoplasm. Gene Ontology annotation, molecular function: choline kinase activity; ethanolamine kinase activity. The transcript has 12 exons. Lineage: Eukaryota; Metazoa; Chordata; Aves; Coliiformes; Coliidae. Bases 99 to 1451 code for a protein of 450 amino acids.
CGCCGCUGGCUCUGGCGACGGAGACACGCUCGCGAGGUGAGAGAGCGGGAGCGCGCGAGCUCUGCGCCCUGACGGCCGUCGCCCGCCCGCCCCACGCUAUGAAGACCAAGUUCUGUAACGGCGAGACCGACCCUUCCCCGCUCGGGCUCCUGCUCGGCUGUAGCUCCGGCGGGGGCGUCCUCCCCGCCGCCGUGCAGCCCUCCUCGCCGCUGGCUCACGUCGAUCCUGAGGGGAAAGACCCGGCGGUGGCGGGCAGAGGCGGGGGCGCCACGACCCCGCCUUCCGCGCUGCUGCUGCCGCCGCCGCCCGAGGAGGAGCCCCCGCUGGACCCCCGAACGCGGCGCAAGGCGUAUCUGUGGUGUAAGGAGUUCCUGCCGGGGGCCUGGCGGGGGCUGCGGGAGGAGCAGCUGCGCAUCAGCCCCAUCAGAGGUGGCCUCAGCAACAUGCUGUUUCAGUGCUCGCUGCCUGAUACUGUUGAGACAGUUGCAGAUGAACCACGGAAAGUUCUCCUGCGCUUAUAUGGUGCAAUCCUGCAGAUGAGGUCCUGUAAUAAAGGCGAGUCUGUACAGUCUCAGAAGGAAAAUGACUUGCAAGGGGCAGAAGCUAUGGUCCUGGAAAGUGUUAUGUUUGCCAUUCUUGCAGAGAGAGCCCUUGGCCCAAAACUGUAUGGGAUCUUUCCACAAGGACGACUGGAGGAAUUCAUUCCUAGCAGGAAACUAAGUACUGAAGAACUAAACUUACCUGACAUAUCUGCUGAAAUAGCUGAGAAGAUGGCUAGAUUCCAUGGCAUGAAGAUGCCAUUUAAUAAAGAACCAAAGUGGCUUUUUGGAACAAUGGAAAAGUAUCUAAACCAAGUACUGAGGAUUAAAUUCACCAGAGAAUCCAGAACUAGAAAAUUUAACAAACUCCUCAGUUACAAUCUCCCCCAGGAAAUGAAAAAUCUAAGAGCUGUGCUUGAAGCUACUUCAUCACCAGUUGUGUUUUGCCACAAUGACUGUCAAGAAGGUAAUAUCUUGCUUCUGGAAGGCCGAGAGAAUUUGGAAAACCAAAAGCUGAUGCUCAUUGACUUUGAAUACAGCAGCUAUAAUUACCGAGGAUUUGACAUUGGAAAUCACUUCUGUGAAUGGAUGUAUGAUUACACGUAUGAGAAGUACCCAUUCUUCAAAGCCAGUUUUCUUAAAUAUCCUUCAAAGAAGCAACAGCUUCAUUUUAUCAGAAGUUACCUUCCUGCAUUCCAGGAUGGCUUUGAAAAUCUGACCAAUGAAGAGAAGUCCAAACUAGAAGAAGAAGUGUUGAUAGAAGUUAACAGGUUUGCCCUUGCAUCGCACUUCUUCUGGGGUCUGUGGUCAAUUGUACAAGCAAAGAUUUCCUCCAUUGAGUUUGGUUACCUGGAAUAUGCACUGUCCCGAUUUGAUGCAUACUUUGAUCAGAAGAAGAAGCUGAAGGUGUGACUGGGACGAGUGGCCUGUUCGUGCUGUAGGAGGAGGGCAGCUGGACAGAACUUACACCAUGCUUAGGCUACUGUAUCUCUAACGAAGGUGGCACUGAGUGCUGGUUCCUUGGAACACAGGUGUAUAGUGCUGAAGACUGUGUAAAAAUUACUUGUUUACAGUUUUGGAAAUACUUGGAGUGAGACUGGGAGGCAAAAGUAAAAUACAACAGUGCAAUAUCUUUUAAUCCUUUCUAUCUAGAAGGUAUUUUGUAUUCUGGGAGAAGCUUACAAUUAAGUGUCAAUGUCACAUACAUCAGAGCAAACAGUGUUACUGUGUUUUCUACGGGAGUGUUGGCAUUAUGGCUUCUGUAAGCGGAACAGUUGUAAAAGGUGAUUCAUUGUAGAUGCUGCCUCUUAAUGAGAAGGAAAAGUGAAGGAGACAACUGUUAAACUGAAGUAGGCUUAAAAUCUUACUCUGAGGUUAGGUUCAAUGUGCCCCAUGAACACUAAUCUUCAAAGCUGCUGAUCCAUUACACCACUUUUAAUCAUGAAGCAACUAAACAUGUUGAAGCAGUAGACUUCAAAGUAUUACCUACAUAUAUGUGAAUGUGUCUCUCCAGCCUGUGCCUGGGAAGAGAAGUACGAGUGGACUUUGAAUGGACCAUUCAGAACGAGUUUGUCUUGAAAUGUUCAUUCCGUGUCCUUCAAGAGCAUGUUUUGGCCUGUCUCCAAAUGCUGAGUCCCAUGCUGGGUUUUGUGGGCUGGCAGCAUGGGGAAUGUGCCUUGGACUACUCCAGCCACUCCUCGCACUGGCAUUGGCUCUGACACCACCCGUGGUGGCAGCCCCUCUCUCUCCUUGUGUUGCCACAGUGUGUGGCUGUGGGAAACAAUAGAGCCUAAGACUGGGAAACACUUGAGGAAAAGGCUGCUUUACCCAUCCGACACGUAUAUGGCUUGGGAGGUGCUUUUCUGGCACCUUUGGUUCUCGUUGUGUCUCAGCACCCUGUCAGGUGGAGCAUCACAUAGGGAACAGUAAUGUGUAUAUUGAAACUUGAGUAUUAUCUUGUGUACAUGCCAUCUAAAGAGCUCUUUAGAUUUUGGGGGAGCCUGUUUAUUUUGAAUGUUAUUUGUUUGUGCUUUCUUAACACACUGUAUGGUAAAUAAUAAACUUCUAAGUCUACCCUUUUCCACUUGUAUAGCAAAUACUGUUUUAAGCAGCUGAAAAAACAUGCAGCCUUUCAUGUACUGUAUAGCAUAACUUGUAAAAGCUGACAUUUUAUUCUCUGGACAGAGAAUUGUUUUCCAUAUGCUCAAUUAUUUCUUUAUAAUAAAAAGCACUUAAUAUAAA